Zeugodacus cucurbitae (melon fly) is the source of this 646-nucleotide messenger RNA. RefSeq lists its product as uncharacterized. The coding region runs from base 241 to 498 and encodes 85 amino acids. The transcript has 3 exons. Lineage: Eukaryota; Metazoa; Arthropoda; Insecta; Diptera; Tephritidae. The record is from RefSeq and is a predicted model, not a curated record.
CUGAAUGCGGUGAUGACGACGUCGAAUCAGACGACAGACGGUGACGUUGCGGAUUUAAAUAGAUUUGUGCCACUUUCGAUCGAAUAAAAACUGAGAAAAAACCGGAUAUUGUUCGUGUGCCAAUUCGAAAGCAAUGCAGAGCGCUAAUGUCACAUACUAACAUACAUUCGGCUAAAAAUUCUAAGCUGAAAUCUUCUUCGCUUCGUUCCCAGUGUCUGUGUGUGUGUGUGUGUAGUGCAGAUGGCAAUUUUGCUGGUCCAUCUUCGGCGCCUCAUUCUGCUGAUGAGCAUCGUCUAUCUGAGCGGCACAGUGAUGCGUCGCCUGCUGAGCGAAUCGCGGCACAAUUACCUGCAGCACAUCAAUGGCAAGACGUUCGCCGCCCGGCAUCUGCACUUCCAGGCCUGGGCCUAUAUUUACACCGCCUAUGCCUAUGUGGUCUUGGUUAACUAUGUGAGCGUGAGGCGUCUCACCAAUUUGUUGGAAUUCUUUCUCACCUGAUGAAAACUAUGCGGCCGUUGUGAAUUUGAAAGAGAUUUCAAAAAGUGAGGUGUUAUUUUUAUUGAAUUAGUUUUUGUUAUGAUUUUUUAUGGUAGUUUAAUAUAAAAUAUUGGUGCCCUAAUUGGUUAAUAAAAAUAAUCUGCAUAAC